UGGUACUCUUUGGCCGUUGCGUUGCAUCGAACUCGAAACCAAACUCCAAAGUUUGUUGAAGAUUUGUGUGCUUCCAUAAUGCGUCUUGUGAUAGUUUUUUUGUUAUUUGUAACAUUAAUUGGAUCACUAACUUUUGGUGAGAAAGUAGUCAAAUAUGCCGCAAUUAUUUAUAGACACGGGGACAGGACUCCAGUGAGUGUGUACCCCACCGAUCCUUGGAAGAAUGAAUCUCUCUGGCCUGCUAAAUUUGGGGAGCUUACGAAUAUAGGCAAAAGACAACAUUACGCACUCGGCCGAUGGCUUAGGAAACGGUAUACGAAUUUAAUUUCUGAACAAUUUGAUCCUACAGAAAUAUAUGUAAGAUCAACAGAUGUCGACCGGACACUUAUGUCAGCUCAGGCCAAUUUGGCAGGCAUGUAUCCACCAUCUGGCAGUGCAAUAUGGGACACACAUUUACUAUGGCAACCAAUUCCUGUACACACAAGGCCAGAAAAGGAUGAUGAAGUAUUGGCAAUGAAAAGAAAAUGUGUCCCUUACGAUAAAGAAAAGGCGAAAUAUAUGCACUCAAAAGCCUACAAGGAAAGACUUAGUAAAUAUCAAGGACUUAUGGACUACCUAACUGCAUAUACUGGCAUGAAAGUUAAUGAUUAUUUGGAUAUCGAAGACAUUUAUAAUGUACUCUAUAUUGAAACUCUUUAUAACUUCACACUUCCAAAGUGGACUCAUUCGGUGUAUCCUGAUAAAAUGAAAGAACCAUCAUGUUACAGUUUUGUUACUGCGACCGCAACUCCCUUAAUGUCGCGACUGUUGUCCGGUCCGCUACUUAAAGAAAUAGUUGGCGAAAUGAAUACUAUCAUAACAAAGAAGAACCCAAAUCCCCUGAAACUAUCAAUAUAUAGUGGACAUGAUUUUACAAUUGCCAACGUACUAUGUUCUAUUGGGGUGUACGAUGGAAACUGUCCAGUUUAUACGUCCACAAUCAUUUUUGAACUGCUUCAAGACAACAACACUACAGGCUAUUUUAUACGAAUGUUAUAUAGAAACUCAACAGGCAUUGUUGAACCACACAUUCUUGAUAUACCCCACUGUGGACAAAUAUGCCCCAUUGAAAGAUUCGUUAAGUUGUAUGAGAACCUUCUAACUGUUGAUUGGCAGAACGAGUGUAUGAAACAGAGUUCACCUACGAUUGGAGCUGCAUUAUUUUUGGCGUUAAUAAUAUUUAUGUAUGUGAUACAACAAAUUCAUAUCGUAAGAGUUGAAAUGCGACGGGCUCAAUUUCCCUACACUAGUGUUGAUAACCCUAAGGCCAUACUCGAGACGAAUACAGGACACUGACUUACUAGUAUUUAAGCUAUUGUAACAAUUUUUAAAAUACUUUUUGUUUUGAUUUGGUGUCAGUUUUUCUAUUUUUUUUUUUAAUUUAACUGUAUUAAUUUAAAUUUAAUUGUAAUACUAGUAUAUACUAUGUAAUAUAGUAUAUGUAGUAUAGUAUAUACUAUGUAAUAUGUAGUAUAUAGUAUGUAAUAGUAGUAUAUACUGACCAGGAGCAUUUGCCUGUAAUGUAUCAGCUUGGAUUCGAGCAUUACAUCGGUGAGUACGUCAAGCCGUACAUUACCUAAAUUUGCACUGUAAUGUAAUUUUCACUUGUAAUGAAUAAUGAAGAACUGAUAAUAUUGCUGUAGUGAGAAAGCGAUUGUUCCUUCGUUAUAACUGCACCAAUGCAAUGUUAUGCUCAAAGCCGACUUUCAGAUGGUUACAUGUAAAUGCUCUUGUGUGGUGGUUCGCUAACUCAGUAAUCAACACUGAAUAAUAGCCAUCAAGCUCAUUUGACAUUUGAUUUGGUUGAUUCCAUUGUCCACAUUGCUGCUUCACUGAGUGAUAUCAAAAUAUUUUUGUUUUUAAACGACUUCAAAAAAGGAGGAGGUUC
Messenger RNA from Maniola jurtina (meadow brown), 1927 nucleotides. RefSeq names its product prostatic acid phosphatase-like. The record is from RefSeq and is a predicted model, not a curated record. Bases 79 to 1335 code for a protein of 418 amino acids. The transcript is spliced from 8 exons. Gene Ontology annotation, molecular function: phosphatase activity. Lineage: Eukaryota; Metazoa; Arthropoda; Insecta; Lepidoptera; Nymphalidae. Gene Ontology annotation, biological process: dephosphorylation.